Olea europaea var. sylvestris is the source of this 1534-nucleotide messenger RNA. Its product is annotated as F-box protein CPR30-like. The record is from RefSeq and is a predicted model, not a curated record. Lineage: Eukaryota; Viridiplantae; Streptophyta; Magnoliopsida; Lamiales; Oleaceae. The annotation marks the transcript as partial. Gene Ontology annotation, molecular function: protein binding. The transcript has 2 exons.
UCCACGGCCACAUGCCCUCAUUUCGUCGCUGCUUAUCCUCUCCUCGAAGAGACUUCCACCACGUAAUUAGCACAGCAUCCGCCGGCCGCCGCCGUCAAUACCUACCCUUCGCUUCGAAGUUAAAAUAAAUAACUGACUUUCCGUCACCCAAGUGGGAGCCCUAAAAUUGAAGCCACUGAAGAUGGCGAUUCUGCCUGUAGAACUCAUCAUAGAAAUCCUCUGCCGCCUGCCUGUGAAACCCCUAAAGCGAUUCAGAUGCGUAGCAAAACUAUGGUGCUCUAUAAUUGACAGCCAACGUUUCAUCAAGCAGCACCUGCAUCAAUCAACAACCAGGAAUUCCAAUCAAAAUCUGAUUCUUGGAGGCCUGGGUCUUUAUUGCGUUGAUUUGGAUUUACUUGACAAAGCCCAUGCGAUCAAACCCCCGUUUUAUUACAAGAGUGUCGAUAGCAUCUCCAACUCUUGCAAUGGAUUGCUUCUUGUGAUGAGCGAGCCACCUGUAGUGUGGAAUCCGUUUUCAAGAAAUCACCGGAUUUUACCGGAGUCUGCUGUUGAUUACCCUAGUGAGAUCCACAGUUAUUCAAAGACUACUUAUGGAUUUGGCUAUGACUCGAGGAGUGACGAUUAUAAGGUUGUUAGGGUUGUCGAAUUCAGAAACGAAAUUAGCCAUGAGUGGAUAGGUUCUGAGACCAAAGUUUAUAGCCUGAAGUCAAAUUUGUGGAGAAGGGUAGAGGAUUUCGGUUAUCCGCUCCCCUUUCUCAAGGGUAAGUGGCGUGUGCAUAUCAAUGGUGCAUUGCAUACACUGGUGGAGGAUUCUGACUACAUGUAUUUGAGCAGAUCGGUUAGAAUUAUGGCUUUCAGUGUUGAAACUGAGACCCAUUAUACUGUUCCUCUGCCACCUGAUAUGUUGAUUAAAGAUCUUGAUAUGAGGUUGGAUGUUAUAGGAGGAUUUCUUUGUGUCGUGUGUUCUAAUAAGUCUCGGGUCAACAUAUGGAUGAUGAAGGAAUAUGGAGUAAGUGAAUCUUGGACUAAAUUUCUAUCAAUUGGUGUGCCAGAGAUUGAGCGCAACGAUAUUGUUAGGCCUUUGGUGUAUUCGGAGCAUGACAAUAGGGUUCUUUUGAACUGUGAUGAUAAAAGACUUGUUUGGUACGAUUUGAGAACUAAAACUAUUGAAAAUGUUGCUGUUAGAGGUUUGCCUUUCGUGUUCUAUGCUGAGGUCUGUGUUGAAAGCCUCAUUGCCCUAGAUGGCUCGAAUGGAAUUGAUGGGAUCAAGAAACUAGGAGGACAAGAGAAGAGGAAGAAAAAGACUAGGGACAUAAGGUCUGUGAAGCACUUGCCUCCAUUAGUUAUAUUUGCAUUUCUAUCUUGUCUUCAAGAGUUAACUUGCAUAAUAAUUAUUCAGGCAACUAUGGUUGUUAUUUUUUGGUUUCUAAUCGCCAGCUGGUAUAUACUGAUUUUUCUUAUGGUUCUAAUUAUGAAAAUAAGUAUCAUUCAUUUAAAAUUGCAGACUGGCUUUGUUUUGUUUUUUUUUUUUUUU